Molecule: messenger RNA, 1350 nt
Organism: Vicia villosa (hairy vetch)
Lineage: Eukaryota; Viridiplantae; Streptophyta; Magnoliopsida; Fabales; Fabaceae
Exons: 11
Coding region: 1-1350 (449 amino acids)
Source: RefSeq, a predicted model, not a curated record
AUGUGUGAAGAAGAAAACACUCAGCAAAAUGGAAGUAAACAAACUGAAGGGGCAAGUAAGAAAAGGACACGUGGACCAACUAAAUGUUUGAAAAUCCAUGCUAGAAAGAGUGCGGAUCGUGAAGAGGUGGUCUUAGACGAUAAUGGAGAACCUAUUGGACCCAAUGAUCGAACCGUGACAGAUUUGAGUUGUUUCCUUGGCACUGUCGCAAGGAAUUCAGACUUGUGUCCCUUAGUUUAUACUAACUUCAAAGCUUUGAAGAAAGCAAACAAGGACCGUAUAUGGGAAUUUGUCACUGAUAAAUUCAUUAUCCCUGAAAAUGGAAGUAGAGCGGUUUUCUCUCGCAUAAAUGAUGCUUGGAGGCGUUUAGGGAAAAUUAGCAAAAUCAAUGUUGUGAACAGAGCUAAGCAAAAGUAUAUGCAUCGGAUGGGCCCAACAAACUUUGCGAGGAUUCGUGCAAAACUGAAAGAGGACGGAAAGGAAGUUAGCCAGGCAGAGAUGUUCAUUGAGACUCGACAAAGUCGAAAAGGAAAACAGCCGGAUGAGGAAACUUCAAGUGUAAUUUCUAAGCUUCAAGAAUUAGUUCAGGAUUCAACUGAAUCUGAGACAUUUAACUCCUUGUUUGGGAAAGAAAAAUCUGGACAAGUUCGUUGCUAUGGAAGAACAAUCACACCUACCAUGCUUAAAAUAAAAGAAGAAAUUCUGGUUAUUAAAAGGCAGCAUAAUGAUGAAGUGGCUGGCAUGAAGAGGGAGAUGGAUGGUAUGAAGGCACUAUUUAAGACAAUGAUGAAGCAACAAAACCCACAUAUGAGCGACGAGGAGAUCUCUAAUUUGAUGGCAAGUGCUAUGGGUUGUUCCAUUAGUUCUACUGCUGCUCCUGCUGAUCCACAUUCGUAUGCAUCAACUCAUAUUCCGCGUUGCGAACAGCUUAUAGUGUUAUUGGUUGGUACAAGUUUUGUGAAUGCUAGUAACAUUGAUGCAAAAACAAUAGAAGGUUAUCUUACUCGAAUAGUGAAAAGUUGGUUGGUACAAGUUGAUUCUGUUGGGUCAUAUGAUUCUGAUGUAAUUCAUUUUCUAUUUGAUUCUGUUGUAGCUUAUAGUGUUAUUGUUUCAAACACUGGUUACUUCAGUAGCAGUAACAUUGAUCAUGUUAGUAACAUUGAUCAUGGGAAUGCUGAAUGCUGGAUGUUUAUUGUGUUUAUUGGUGGAGAGGAAGCAGAUUGUGAUGAAGAUAUGGAAGAAGGUUGUGAUGACAUUGAAGAUGUGGAAGAAGGUUGUGAUGAAGAUGUGGAAGAAGCUGGUUAUGCAAAAGAUCUGGAAGAAGAACAAGGAGAAGAUCAAGAAGAAUAG